CGAAUAAUAAACAAUACUCAGAAAAGUGAAAAAAAGAAAUAAAAAAAAAAACAGUAUUUUAAUAUAUUUUUUAAAAUUAGGUGGAUGAGAUGAGAAGCUCUGGACCUUUCGCUCCGAAUGGCGGUGCAUUUUGGACGCGUCUGAGAAUCCGUAACAGAACCCGAUAUUCCCGCUGAUAUUGGACACAAUAUUUUCCGGCUUGAGAUUCCGCUAGAGUUACCGUGAUGGUGACCAACGAUUAUAUCACCGUUAACGGCAACGGUAGUGGGGUUUUCGGUAAGACGGAGGAGGAGUAUGUCAGGAGGCUCCACAAGCACGACGUCCAAGACCACCAGUGUAGCUCUUCGCUUGUUAAACACAUCAAAGCUCCUGUUCCACUGGUGUGGUCUUUGGUGAGGAGCUUUGAUCAACCGCAGAAGUAUAAGCCGUUUAUUAGCCAAUGCAUUGUACAGGGUGACCUUCAGAUUGGAAGUGUGAGAGAGGUGAAUGUUAAGUCAGGUCUGCCAGCUACAACUAGCACUGAAAGGUUGGAGCUGCUAGAUGAUAAAGAGCAUAUUUUUGGCAUGAGGAUUGUUGGAGGAGAUCACAGGCUCAAGAACUACUCUUCCAUUGUUACUGUACAUCCAGAGGUCAUUGAGGGGAGACCAGGAACAUUAGUAAUCGAAUCAUUUGUGGUGGAUGUACCAGAUGGAAAUACCAAGGAUGAAACGUGCUUUUUUGUUGAGGCUCUGAUCAAAUGCAAUCUCAAGUCUCUAGCUGAUGUCUCAGAGCGUUUGGCUGUGCAGGACCGGACAGAGUCGAUUGACAGAAUCUGAGUCUUGGGGGUCAGGUUAGUAAGAUAGAGGUUCCCUUACGGUGUGGGUGGAGAAUGUGAAGCAUGUUAUGUGAAAAGUGAGUAGCGUAUUUGGCAUCUACAGACAUGUUCAGCUUUUCUUUACAUACACUUUAUGAUCUAUUUCUUUCACUAAAUUGAUGUUGGGUAUCUUGUAUUCGUAGUGGCUGACAAUCGAGGCUCAUCUAUGGUCUACAAGUUUCCUAAAUUAGAACAAACAAAAAAAACAAAAACAAAAAAAAGUAGGUUUCUCUCUGUGAUUUUUCUAUAUUUCAAUAAUUGGGUAUGGUAUGUAUUGAUUUCAGAUUGUAAAUAUUUUUGCAUGAUGAAUAUAUGUUAUAUUUAAACUGCUUACUGUU
This is a messenger RNA of Pistacia vera, 1191 nucleotides long. RefSeq names its product abscisic acid receptor PYL8-like. The transcript is spliced from 3 exons. Gene Ontology annotation, cellular component: nucleus; cytoplasm. Gene Ontology annotation, molecular function: abscisic acid binding; signaling receptor activity; protein phosphatase inhibitor activity. The record is from RefSeq and is a predicted model, not a curated record. The coding region runs from base 225 to 815 and encodes 196 amino acids. NCBI's taxonomy places the organism in Eukaryota, Viridiplantae, Streptophyta, Magnoliopsida, Sapindales, Anacardiaceae. Gene Ontology annotation, biological process: abscisic acid-activated signaling pathway.